AUGUCGCGUCAAGAAUUAUUAAAUAAUCAUUUAUUUGAAAUGCCACUUGAUUCUACAAACAAACAAGACCGAAUUCAGUUGCCACCUAUUUCUGAAUUGUUUAAAAUAGCUGAUCAAGCAGAAAAUACGGCUAGUUAUCUCUGUCCCCCAACGACCAUUUCUUCACCAAUGAACAUCUAUGAUUUCACAAUAAGAAAAUCUAAACGAAGACUACAUUCCGUAGCAGUGCGUACUCUUAUGGAAUGGUUUAUCAGCCAUUUGAGUUAUCCCUAUCCUACAGAUGACGAAAAAAGACAAUUAAGUGAAGAGACUGGCUUGACUUUGACCCAAGUCAACAAUUGGUUCGUAAGUAAAAGAACAAGAUGCCGCACCCAAUUGAUGUCACACCGAUCAGAAAGUACAGCCAAAUCCAAUAGAACCGACAUGACAGAAGCAUCUCUAUCAUUUCCUUGA
Naegleria lovaniensis is the source of this 453-nucleotide messenger RNA. RefSeq lists its product as uncharacterized. Gene Ontology annotation, molecular function: DNA binding. The record is from RefSeq and is a predicted model, not a curated record. The transcript is spliced from 2 exons. Gene Ontology annotation, biological process: regulation of DNA-templated transcription. Bases 1 to 453 code for a protein of 150 amino acids. Lineage: Eukaryota; Heterolobosea; Eutetramitea; Acrasida; Naegleriidae.